UAGCCAAUGAAGAGUGACAGCUGGUUAAUCAGGAAGUAAUUAAAUCACUCAAACGGGCACGCUGCUUUGUUUUGACGGGAGUGCGCAGUUUGAACAGCAGGAGGUUAACGUCAGGAUCUCGCGCUACAGCCGUUUUUGGCUACUCUAAAAUGGGCAUAUUUGUCCUGAAGUGGUUUUUCCUGCUGGUCCUUCACGCGUCGACGUAUCCUGCUGCCGCGCGAAGAGAGAGGAAAAAUGUCCUUUUCAUCAUGGCAGAUGACUUGCGGACAUCUCUGGGGUGCUAUGGGGAUCCGGUGGCUAAAUCGCCCAACAUUGAUCAGCUGGCAUCCAGAGGCCAAGUCUUUCUCAAUGCCUUUGCGCAGCAAGCUGUGUGCGGUCCCAGUCGGGUAUCCAUGUUAACCAGUCGCAGACCAGACACAACCAGGCUCUAUGACUUCAACUCCUACUGGAGAGUCCAUUCUGGAAACUACACGACCCUGCCACAGUACUUUAAAUCUCAGGGGUACUUCACUAUGUCUGUGGGCAAGGUGUUUCACCCAGGCAUUGCCUCCAACAAUACUGACGACUAUCCUUACAGCUGGUCCAUCCCAGCCUAUCACCCACCUUCAUUCACAUAUGAGAAACAAAAGAUGUGUAAAGGGGAGGAUGGUAAACUCCACAUCAACUUGCUAUGUGCCGUGAAUGUGACCGAGCAGCCUGGGGGAACCCUCCCUGACCUGGAGAGCACAGAGGAGGCGCUGAGGUUACUGAAAAGUCGAGUCAACGAUGACGAUCCUUUCUUCUUGGCUGUGGGUUUUCAUAAGCCGCAUAUACCUUUUAGGAUUCCUCAGGAAUACCUGACCCUGUAUCCUCUAGACCAAAUGACUCUGGCCUCCGACCCAGAUAUCCCUGAACGCCUUCCCACUGUGGCCUACAACCCCUGGACAGAUGUAAGGAUGAGAGAGGAUGUGCAAAAACUCAACAUUAGCUUCCCCUACGGAUCUAUACCAAAAGACUUCCAGCUGCGUAUCCGUCAGCACUACUAUGCUGCAGUGUCAUAUAUGGAUGCUCAAGUUGGGCGGCUGCUCAGUGCACUGGAAGAUCUGGGGCUGGCAGACAACACUAUGGUGGUGUUCACCUCUGAUCAUGGUUGGUCACUGGGUGAGCAUGGUGAAUGGGCUAAAUACUCGAAUUUUGAUGUCGCAACACGCGUACCUCUGAUCUUCUUUGUUCCUGGUGGCAAUGAAGCCGGUACAUCAACCUUCCCAUUUAUAGAUGUCUUAAGGGAAUCUGUGCACAGCAUCAAAAGUGGCAAAGUUAGAAGUAGGCUGGUGGAGCUGGUGGAUGUCUUUCCUACUGUGUCCUACCUGGCCGGCCUCAAAGUUCCUGUGCAGUGCCCUGACAUUUCUUUCCAGGUGGAGUUGUGCACCGAAGGAGAAAACCGUGCCUACGCUGCUCCACAAGGGCAAAGCGAGAGGACUCCAGAAGAUGUAGCUUUCAGCCAAUAUCCUCGCCCUGCUGAUACACCACAGGAGAACUCUGACCUCCCUGACCUCAAAGACAUAAAGAUCAUGGGUUACUCUCUGCGCACCUGGGACUACAGGUACACUCUGUGGCUGGGCUUCAAUCCCAAAACAUUUCAGGUGAAUGUGUCUGACGUCCAUGCUGGGGAGUUGUACAUGUCAGCAGACGACCCCGGUCAGGACAAGAACAUCUUCAAUAACUCUGAUUACAGUGAGAUAAUGAGGAAGACUGCCAGCCUUCCUCAGACUGUUGGCUUGCAGAUGAGAAUGAAGCUGCAGUUCCACUACCUCACAGCCGGGAUGAAAACGAGCAGAGGGAAGGCAUGAGGACGGGAACGAAGCCCAACAGAUGGGGACGAGUAAAAAAGGACAAUGGAUGAGUGAAAGGGGAAAAGAGGCUUGAACAUGAAUCGUAUUAUGUGCUGUCCAUGUAAUUUGUGUGCACUAUGUUCUUCAGGCUGAUGUUUGUGCUUGAGAACUCAUUGGUAGGCAGAUCUCAUGCUUUGACUUAGACAACAUUUCAGAGUGGAGUCCAUGUUUAGCAGAAUAGUUUGACGCUAACAAAAGGAAAGGCGCCUGUGUGCAGAAACUUGUAAUUCAUUCAUCUUCCUUCUGUUAAACACAGCUCCUCGUCUCUUCACAUCAGCCAUUCAUGUCUGUGUGAACUGAAGGUUUGGUUUAUUUGGAGGAAGAGGCACGCUAACAUGAGCACUACUGCGGUUAAAGAAACCUUUGCCUUUUGUUUAGAGGUUGGAUAAAGACGUUGGUGCCAUGCCGAUAUAAAAACAACACCUUUAACUCCUUGAUGUAACCCUUAAAUGUCUUUUACAAACUGAGUGGUUUGUCACAUUUCAGGGCUGCUUGUAGAACAAAUGACUGAGUUUGCAUCAGAAGCUGGUGAUCGUCAUCGAACCAAAACCCGUCAUUGAGGGUAGAGGGGAGGUUGCUGAUGUCUUCUUUAAGGGGGAAGGGUUUUAAAGCCAGCUUAUUUUCUAAUUUUGCUUGAUCACUGCACAAUAUAACUGGCAAGAUUAUUUACUGGAAAAGCGAUACUUUAUUUUAACCAAGCUCACCAUAUUUGUGUUACCAGUUAACCCCAGAGCUGGCUUGGUUAGUAAGGUACAUCCUUACAUGAUUCACUGACACGUGUGUGGUUGGAGGAAAACUGGGCUUAGAACAAAAUGUACUCAGUGUAGAAAUGAACAUUUGAGUCAAAGCUGCAAUUUGAAGCCUUAAUAAAAUGUCAUCGUGUGAGUCACGUUAAGAUUGAACCACCAUACUGUGGGCAGAAGCAGGGACACUGGUUAAAGACCAAACCUUUUUUCUUUUUUGGUAUCAGGGUGUGAACAUGGUUUUUUUUCUUAUUUAAAGUCGGGCAUUUUAACACGGGAAUCUGUGGGAACAGACACAACCUUUGGAGCCGGCUACAAGAGGAAGUGCAGUUUUGGUUUUUGCUUGUUUGCUUCAUUUCCCCCCAUACAGCUGUGUAGAGUUUUGUAGAGGAAGUGUAACCUUCAGAGCUCGAGCUGACUUGUAGUCACCAUACUAACAGUGUCCAGGCUCUUCAAACUCUAUUUUCCCUGAAAAAACAAAAGCAAACCCAUCAUUCCUUUAACACAUCCCAUUAAACCCACAGGUGUCUGUGCCGCUGGACCACUGACAGGUUUCUGUGGAAAUCUACACCUCAGACUAGAUAAACGUGGCAUCUAGAAGUCUUUUCAUUGAAAGGAAUAUUGAGGAAACUUGCAGAACUCCUUUAAUGCUGACACCCAUGUUUGUCUUCAGUGUACUGGUAAACUGCUUUAAGGGGAAGUCUCUCAGAAUAGCAGCCGAUAGGGACUUUUGUACUGUAGUGUUAAACAAUAUGACAUUUCUAUUUGCACUUGAUGUUACUUGCAGCUAUUUGCCCCCCCCUCGUAAACAGUCAGUUCAGAUCAAUUCAGAGACCUGGAAUGAAGGGAGUAAAAGCCACCCAUAAUUAAAUGCAAAUGAAACAGACUGUAGCUACAUUUACUGUGGUUCCAGUGCGUGAACACUCGGUGCCGUGAUAAUUUAGAAGAAAGCAAUUUCAGCUUGAACUUCAGGUCCAACAAUGAAUGGAAGGGAUUUGCUCUGUCAACUUUUAUUGUUGGCUGCACCGGCGUCAUGUUAAUGAGAUCUAAAUGAAUCUUUUAUCAUCAGCUGGCUUCUGACAGGAGUGAGGAUGUGGAAGAAAUCUUAAGGUGGACUUGCAGUGGUUCGUCUGUCCUGGUUUCCUGUGUGCUGUAACACACCAAAUCUCAGGAACAGUAAUAAUCUGUCAGUGCAGACUCUGACUAUAGAAAAUGAUAAUUUGCAUUAGAGCAUCCUGAAGAGCUCUUUCGGACGGGGGGCACAGAAUUAAUCAAAUAUCAGGUUUUGCAACAACACACAGUGUGUAUAUUUGUCUAUUUUGAUUAUUGAACAUAAGAAUAAAAAAAUUGUUGUGCGUGAGCAUUAAAAGUUUGUGAUCACA
Messenger RNA from Oreochromis niloticus (Nile tilapia), 3996 nucleotides. RefSeq names its product iduronate 2-sulfatase (gene ids). Bases 150 to 1829 code for a protein of 559 amino acids. NCBI's taxonomy places the organism in Eukaryota, Metazoa, Chordata, Actinopteri, Cichliformes, Cichlidae. The record is from RefSeq and is a predicted model, not a curated record. Gene Ontology annotation, cellular component: cytoplasm. The transcript is spliced from 13 exons. Gene Ontology annotation, molecular function: iduronate-2-sulfatase activity.